Messenger RNA from Microthlaspi erraticum, 2499 nucleotides. The record is from the annotation of a GenBank genome assembly. NCBI's taxonomy places the organism in Eukaryota, Viridiplantae, Streptophyta, Magnoliopsida, Brassicales, Brassicaceae.
AUGGGAGAUCAUCAGAACGAUCCAAACGAUGACGUUUUCUCCUUCUUCACCACUCCCAACGAAUCCGACUUCUCCUCGCCGACAACGGCCACUCCUUCCACGCUUUUCAACCGUUGUUCCUACUCCUCAUCAUCUUCCUCCGGCGAUGAAUCUCACCCUUCAGGUCCUUCCGUCGACGACAGCAACAAACGCAUCGACUACAUGAUCCAGUUCCUCGAUCGGAGGCUCAGCGAAGACGGCAAUUUCGACGGGAUCGGAGCGGAGAACGGUGACGGCUCCGAUUCUCUACCGGAAUUCGUUGGGAAGUGCGGUGAAACCGGGAUCUUCAAGGUUCCGAUUAGGUCCGCUGUACAUCCGAAUCGGCCUCCGAGCCUUGAGGUGAGACCUCAUCCGCUAAGGGAAAGUCAAAUUGGGCGAUUUUUGAGGACGAUGACGAGCACUGAGAGACAAUUGUGGGCCGGAGGUGAGGACGGUGGUUUCAAGGUAUGGGACUUCGAUGAACUGUACGGAAGCGGACGAGGAUUAGAGGUAGAGGAUACGGCGCCGUAUAAGGAGACUUCUGAGAUUGAGACUGGAUCUUCGGUUGUUUGUAUGAUCGGAGAUGAAGGUAGUAAAGUGGUUUGGAGUGGGCAUAGAGAUGGGAGGAUCAGAGGUUGGAAAGUUAGAGCUGACCAUGGCGUUGAAGAAGCUUUGUCAUGGCAAGCUCAUCGUGGUCCGGUGCUCUCUAUUGCCAUCUCGGCUUACGGAGAUAUAUGGUCAGGGUCUGAGGGAGGCGCUCUUAAAGUUUGGCCCUGGGAAGGUCUUGAAAAGGCUCUUUCUUGGAAACUUGAACAAAGGCACAUGGCUGUGUUAUCAGUAGAAAGAUCGUAUAUUGACCCCAGGAGCCAGACUUCGGUUAAUGGUUUUGCUAAUACAUUGACGUCAGAUGUUAUGUUCCUAGUAUCUGAUCACACAAGGGCAAAAGUAUGGAGUGGUAGUCCCCUUACAUUUGCUUUGUGGGAUGCUCGCACAAGGGAUUUGAUCAAAGUAUUCAAUAUUGAUGGGCAGGUAGAGAAUCGGAAUGACAUGUCCGUGUUUCCUGAUUUUGGGACUGAAGAAGAGGCAAAGAUGAAGAUUGCGAGUGCUUCAAAGAGAGAGAAAGCUCAAUCUUCUCUUGGUUUCUUUCAGCGGUCUCGUAAUGCCAUUAUGGGAGCAGCUGAUGCUGUUCGCCGUGCUGCAGCAAAAGGUGGGUUUUGUGAUGAUAGUAGGAGAACUGAGGCCAUUGUCAUAUCUGUUGAUGGAUUGAUUUGGACUGGAACUGCAAACGGUGUACUUAUGCGAUGGGAUGGAAAUGGUAAUUGCUUGCAAGAGUUCACAUACCAGUCUUCUGGUGUUCUCUGCAUGUUGGCUUUUUGUUCUCGGCUUUGGGUUGGUUAUUCCAAUGGAACUGUUCAGGUGUUAGACCUUGACGGAAAGCUGCUUGGAGGAUGGGUGGCUCAUAGUGGUCCCGUAAUAAAAAUGGCUAUUGGUAGUGGUUAUUUAUUUACCCUUGCGAAUCAUGGAGGUAUCCGAGGAUGGAAUGUUACUUCGCCAGGUCCCCUUGACAAUGUCUUGCGGGCUGAGUUGGCUGGGAAAGAAUUUUUGUAUUCAAGGAUUGAGAAUCUGAAAAUCUUAGCUAGUACAUGGAAUGUUGGAGAGGGCAGAGCAUCAACAGACUCGCUUGUAUCUUGGUUAGGCUGUGCUGCCGCUGGAGUUGAGAUUGUAGUUGUUGGACUGCAGGAAGUUGAGAUGGGAGCAGGAGUUCUUGCAAUGUCCGCGGCAAAAGAAACGGUGGGACUUGAGGGUAGUCCACUUGGUCAGUGGUGGCUGGAUAUGAUCGGGAAAACUUUGGAUGAAGGUUCAUCAUUUGUUCGUGUUGGCUCUAGGCAGCUGGCAGGGUUGCUCAUAUGUGUAUGGGUUAGAAAUGAUCUUAAGUCUCACGUGGGAGAUGUUGACGCUGCUGCGGUUCCUUGUGGUUUUGGACGAGCCAUUGGUAAUAAGGGAGCUGUAGGUGUGCGACUAAGAAUUUAUGAUCGAAUACUGUGCUUUGUAAAUUGUCAUUUUGCUGCACACUUAGAAGCUGUUAAUCGGCGGAAUGCUGACUUCGACCAUGUUUAUCGAACGAUGGCCUUCACACGCCUGUCUAGUUCACUCAAUCAAGGAGCUGCUGCUGCUUCAUUUGGUGUCUCAGUGCCACGUGGUGGCAAUGCUGUGGGUAUCAACACAGAAGCAAGGCCUGAAUUAUCGGAGGCAGACAUGAUCGUGUUCCUCGGAGAUUUUAAUUACCGCUUAGAUGAUAUAACUUACGAUGAAACAAGGGAUUUCAUUUCUCAGAGAUGCUUUGAUUGGCUAAGAGAAAAAGAUCAGCUACACGCUGAAAUGGAAGCCGGCAAUGUUUUCCAAGGGAUGCGCGAAGCUGUUAUCAGGUUCCCUCCAACAUACAAGUUCGAAAGGCACCAAGCUGGUCUUGCAGGUAAGUGA